Messenger RNA from Hypanus sabinus (Atlantic stingray), 3563 nucleotides. Its product is annotated as calpain-5-like. Gene Ontology annotation, molecular function: calcium-dependent cysteine-type endopeptidase activity. The transcript has 13 exons. Gene Ontology annotation, biological process: proteolysis. Bases 111 to 2018 code for a protein of 635 amino acids. Gene Ontology annotation, cellular component: cytoplasm. NCBI's taxonomy places the organism in Eukaryota, Metazoa, Chordata, Chondrichthyes, Myliobatiformes, Dasyatidae. The record is from RefSeq and is a predicted model, not a curated record.
CUGGAAGCCUGCAGGUUAAAAUGCAAGGAACUUUGCAGGAUAGUUGGAGAGUUUGUUAAGAACUAACUGGCAGCCUAGUUUUGAAAAGGCAGCUUCAUAGAUUGUGGACGAUGGUUCCAUCAAUAAAGUUUUACAAAGGUCAACAGUACACUGCUUUAAAAACAGAAUGCCUACAAAACCACCAAGUGUUUGAGGAUCCUUACUUUCCUGCAACAAACGAGUCGCUGUUUUACUCAAGGUCUCCUCCAGGAGCAAUUGAGUGGAAACGGCCAAAGGACCUAUGUGAAUCUCCGCAGCUGUUUGUAAAUGGAAUCAGUUCACACGAUUUAAACCAAGGGGAUCUGGGGAAUUGCUGGUUUGUAGCUGCUUGUUCCUGUUUAGCUCUUCGGGAUGGUCAAUGGCAAAAGGUCAUCCCAGACUGGAAGAAGCAGGACUGGGACUCAAAAAAUCCAAGUAAUUAUGCAGGCAUCUUUCACUUCCGGUUUUGGCGCUUUGGUGAAUGGACUGACAUUGUGAUAGAUGAUCGUCUUCCAACAUUGAAUGGCAAGCUCCUGUUCUGUCACUCGAACUCCAAGGAAGAAUUCUGGAGUGCAUUAUUGGAGAAGGCAUAUGCAAAGCUGGCGGGUUGCUAUGAAGCUCUGGAUGGAGGAAAUGCGGGCGAUGCCAUUGUUGAUUUCACUGGUGCAGUGGCAGAAACCAUUGACGUGCAGAAUGCCAACUGUGCAGAAACCAAAUACAGUUACGUGAAGCUAUUUGAGAAGCUGUCAAAGGUGUACAAGCGAGGAGGGAUGAUUAGCUGUUCCAUCCAUGACAGAGUUAACAAGAAAGUGAUAACCAGCAAGUUGCAUGGACUGAAGACAGACCAUUCAUAUUCUGUGACAAACGUGCAAAGAGUCCGUCUGGGUAACACUCAGGAAAAAGUGUUCAUGAUCAAAAUGAGGAACCCUUGGGGUAAAGUUGAAUGGCUGGGCCCUUGGAGUGAUAAUUCACAAGAAUGGAAGAAAGUGACAAAAAAGGAAUGCAAAAGAAUUGGCGUUGAUGUUAUGAAUGAUGGCGAGUUCUGGAUGGCAUUCCAAGACUGGUGUGAACUCUUCACCAAUGUAAUUGCUUGUCGGCUGAUAAACACGUCUUUAUGGAGUAUCCACAAGACCUGGGAUGAGGUAAUACUACGUGGGGCCUGGAAAAGACAUGAAGAUCCAUUCUUGAACCGUGCUGGAGGAUGUACAAAUUAUCUGGACACUUUCCUGCAAAAUCCCCAGUAUGUCUUUGAUGUGACGAAGGAGGAGGACGAGGUACUUAUUUCACUGCAGCAGAGAGACAAACGCAUCCACAAGAUGGAAGGAAAGGGCAUGAACUUGAUCAUCGGUUUCAGCAUCUUCCAGGUGGAACUGAACCGAGAGUAUAGACUGCACAGUUUCUUUAAGAAAGUAGCAACAUCAGAUUACAGUGCAAAUCGGAGUAUUUUCCUGCGAACUGACCUGAAGAAAGGACGCUAUGUCAUUAUUCCAACUACGUUGGAGCCAAGUAAAGAGGGUGAUUUUCUGCUGAGAGUCUAUACAGACAAGACUUCUGGAUGCAGGGAAAUGACCCUAGAUAAGCCAGAGGUGACAUGCUGGAACAUCAUUGUGCGUUACCCACGGAUUGUCACAAAGCUGCUCCUUCACAGUGCAAAAGAUCUCCCAGUGCAAGACGCCUCUGGAGGAGCAAAUCCAUACGCAGUAGUUAAAUGUGAAUUUCAAAGUGUACGUACAGCUGUCUUUGAAAACACGCUGAAUCCACAAUUUGAUUCCAGCGUAAUAUUUUACAGGAAGAGCCCUACCCUUCCAAUAAUCAUUCAGAUUUGGAACAGCAACAGAAUUUGUAAUAAGUUAAUGGGGGAGGUGACCCUGGAAGGAUCCCAAGAUAACCCCAUCACUCAACAGACCUUGCAGCUUCAGAAAAAGGGCCAGCAGGAAGGCGAGACGCCAGGCAGCAUUACCAUCACUGUCAGGAGCAGCAGCAACCUGGCAGCGUUCUGAAAGGCAAAGGCUGCCAAAAUAACCACACUGCAGCUGAAUUUCAAACACAUCCUUUUAUUCCUCCCAGAACAGAAUGAGGAGAUUUCAACAACAGCUUAUGAAAGAACCUGUCAACACUUACUUCCCUUCCUCUCCAACCCCCUAACCAUCACAAAAAAUGUUCCAAGUAUGUGACCCAAGGAAAAAUGUCUUAAUUAUUAUCUCCAAUAGCAACAGCCAAUCAUGUUCUGCACUGCAAAUCUAUUUUUAACCCAUUUCUGAUGAUUAGUAUGCUACUCAAAAUGCUGAAACAUAUGACUUGACUUAUUCCUCUCUUUAAAUGUAUAGAAAAGAUUUUCUUUACCAAAAUAACUUUAUAAGGCAUUGAUCAGAACAAAUCUGGGGUAUUGAGAGCAGUUUUGGGCCUUGUAUCUAAAAAUGGAUGUACUGGCAUUGGAGAUGGUCCAGGGGAGGUUUAUGAGAAUGUUUCUGGGAUAAAAGGGUUAACAUAUGAGGAGAGUUUGAUCACUCUGGGCCUGUACUCACUGGAGUUUAGAAGAAUGGUGUGGAGGGAGGGGGAGAAUCUCAUCAACAUCCAUUAAAUAUUGAAAGGCCUAGAUAGAGUGACUGUGCAGAGGAUGUUUUCAAUAGUGUCAGAGUCUAGGACCAGAGGGCACAGCCUCAGAGUAGAAGUAUGUCCAUUUAGAACAAAGAUGAAGAGGAAUUUAUUUAGCCAGAGGGUGGUGAAUCUAUAGUAGUAGUCUCUUGAAAUCCGAGGAAGACGAAUGUGUUGCGCAGUCAAUGUCUGUGGGCACGCAUACGACUUCUGAGGCCGAAGUCUGAAGCGCAGAUAUGGGUGCAGAUGGGGCAAGGAGCACCGCCUGUUGGGGCAGGAGCGGACACCUUCCUGUGUCUUUCUUGACUCGCCUUGAGGCGCUGCAUGUGCCAGUUGGCUUGGAAGUUGUUUGCUGCCUUGGAGCAUAGAUUGCGCAACUCGGACCGAUCAGCAGCAGUGUGUUCGAGAUCGCGGGGCUGGAGUUUGGCCCACUUAAGGUUUGACUUGAGGCUGUCCUUGUACCUCUUCCUUGGGCAACCUUGGGUACGGUUGCCCUGCUCCAGUUCUCCUAGGACAACUGACGCGGCAUUCUGGACUCAUCCAUGCGGAUUACACGACCGGUCCAUCUGAGCUGAGCCUUCAAGACCUUGGCUUCAAUGCUUGUGGAAUUGGCUUGGUCCAGGACUGUCAGGUUGGAGAUACGGUCUUGCCAGCGGAUUUGCAUGAUUGAUCGCAGAGCGCGAUUGUGGAAUUGUUCACGCUGUUUGACACGUCUGCGAUACAGUGUCCAGGUUUCACAGCCAUAUAGAAAUGAUGAGACCACAACAGCAUUGUAAACCUUCAGUUUAGUGGAGAGGCGAAUGUCUUUGUGCCGCAGAACUUUGACCUGGAGCCUUCCGAGUGCCUAGCUUGCUUUCUGGAUCCUUGACAUGAUUUCUUUAUCAAGGGCACCAUCGCUGGAGAUGGUACUCCCCAGGUACUUGAAGUUGUCAACGUUCCAUAGUUGUGCG